Messenger RNA from Clarias gariepinus (North African catfish), 6689 nucleotides. RefSeq names its product synapse defective 1, Rho GTPase, homolog 2 (C. elegans) (gene syde2). Gene Ontology annotation, biological process: signal transduction. Lineage: Eukaryota; Metazoa; Chordata; Actinopteri; Siluriformes; Clariidae. The record is from RefSeq and is a predicted model, not a curated record. Bases 139 to 4449 code for a protein of 1436 amino acids. The transcript is spliced from 7 exons.
GAGAGAAAGAGACAGAGUAGAGAGAGAGAGAGAGGAGGUGAGAGCUCAGAGGCUGAGAUGGAGCCCCUGUUGGAGACUCCGUUCUCUCCGAUGCGGCUCUGCUGAACCCCGGGAGGAUCCGAACCGGGGAGCCGCGGGAUGGCCGAUCCUCUGCGGCGGACUCUGCUUGCCAAACUCCGGGGGAAGAAAGGCAAGAAGGGCUCGGUGGACUGGAGCGGUGAAGAAGCGGGUAGAGAGAAAGUUUGGCGCGCCGGGGACGCGCGCAGUCGGCGGGACCCGGAUGACGCGCUGAGAGGUAAGCAGGGCUGUGCGCGCGGGGGGUGCGAGCCGCGUGGGGGGUGCGAUCAGAGCGGCGGCCCGGGGGGGCAGGACGCACUGAGGCUUACAGGAGUCUCCGGGCCGAAGCAGGCGGUUCCGCGGAGACACACCGAGGGAGACUCCAUAGGGUUCGGAGACUGUAACGCGUCUCCCUUUGAUCCUGCCAUGGAUACUGUUACAAACCGAGGACCUGCUUUUAACCCCAACAUGAUCAAAGAGAAACACAGACCAGAACCUGGAGGGCCCAAGAUGGACCAUUCGGACCCCACCAGCCUUCUCCGGUACCUCCAUGUUCAUGAGCACGACUUGAUCCGGACUAUUGAGAGUUCUUUGGAGUUUUGUGAAGAUUUCAGCAUGCCUCCUCUGCAGAGCCCGACCUUCUUCCCCACGGAGCUGGAGAUAGUAGAUGCUGACCUGGCUCCACGCCUGGUGUGCGCAUCAGAGAGCAUGAAUCACAACAAUUCCACAGACAGCGAGGAUGAUGAUUAUUAUGAUAAUGAAAUCCUACCUUUUUACGAGUCCGGCUCCCAGAGCAAAGAGUCGAACAGCAGCGAAGGUCCGUGCAGAACCUCGCCGCGUCCUUUGCACCAGAUCGUUGACUCGAGCGCUCAGGAAACGGACAGACUCAGGAGCCAACUCAAAGAAGCGUAUUACCUUCUGAUAAACGCCAUGGAUGGCAUAGCUUUUGACGGGCAGGCCCAGCCGAAUGGCUACGUUGAGCAAAGCAGCAGCUCAAGCCAGUCUCGUGAUAGCCUGAGUGUGAGUUCUGAUUCUUCCACGAGGCUCUCCGGGUCCUCUGGAGAACAUGGCGGCCACCACUGGACCCUUCCGAGUACUGGAGAAAGCAGUGGUGCUAAACUUAGGAGUUUUCAGAGGAGCAAAAGUUUGCAGAACCUUCUCCUAACCCAAGCGAGGCCUCCUAAUCUGCAGCGGUCCAUAAGUGAUGGUGGUGUCCAGUAUCAUGUACAGGAAAACCAAAGUGGGCCAUGCUCUGAAAACUGUCCAGUUGAUACACCUUCGUUGGUAAACGGUGAACCCCUGGAUUUGGAGACUGCACCUACAGAAACCAUGGUUUCCAAACAAGCAGAAGAAGAGAACAGUGGCUGCGUUAGUCAGCCUGAGUCUUGUGAUGGAGUUCCUCCUGAAACAUCUGACCCAGCACAUGUACAGGAGAUGAAUCUCAGCAGGCAUAUCGGAACGAGUGCAGGAAAACCUCCUGGCGUGACCGUUAACAAGAUGCAGGAGUGGAUGCACAAGGGCCGGUUGCUUUCAUCAGAAAUGAGGCAGAGGAUUGCAGGAUCCUCUUCACAUGGAACGGCCCAGGAGCGCCACGGAAAUGAGGGCCAAGCCAGGACCAAAACCUUCAGCCAGGGCAGCGGCAUAAAUGGUGAAAAAACAGGAAUCGUAAACCCUCCAAGUGGGCAUCAGCCAGUCCCUGUUAUAAUCACUCGAGACUCCUGCACUCGUCCUGUUCCUCUAAACUCCAUCACGGUCUCCAAGAAGCGUAACUGGCUGAAUCAGACCUUGACGCGGCCCUCACCACCCUCUGACGAGGAUGACCACAACCACCCUCCACAAGCACGAACUCAGACUCAACCACACACUCACACACCCGAUGUGCCCACCGCCGACCCUGCUGAGGAGAACGAUGCGGACGAUGAGGGUGAGAUCUGGUACAACCCGAUUCCUGAGGACGAGGAGGUCGAGCUCCAUCAUGGCGAGCGUGGAGCAAGAGUGCGGAGAGGGACGAGUGGUGGGGAAGGGGGCAAAUCCUCUGCUACCUCCAAGGAUUUGGGGAACAUGAAUGCCAGUCAUUCCAGCGAGCAGAAACAUGUGUACAGACAGAUGUGCAAAUCACAGGAGGAGAAACUCACUGUACGGCCAACAGCUACAGAACCCCUCGAGCCAAGUGUAUUAGGCUUCUCUCCCCCCUCCAGUCCGAACCCAGCUAAGAAGAGCUGCUCGAUCAACUGGUCGUUCCCAGAGCGUAUCAAGUCUCCACGCACUGUUCGCAAACUUUCGAUAAAGAUGAAGAAGCUUCCCGAGCUCAGCAGGAAGCUUGGUGCAAAAGGGAAUCCAGCUAACGGACAGACGGAGACCAAGAACCACCUGCUUAGAGCCAAUGGUCCGGCCGAUCUGGGCUCAGGGAGCGUGUCCACAAGUGGCAACGUGAUCUGGCGGUAUCACUUGGACAGCAGUGUGUCCACACAGCAACAAAAAAAGAGCGGCGACUUAGGAGCUCCUAAAUCGGCAAUCAAGGGCGGGUACUUGAGCGAUGGGGACUCGCCAGAACUAGUCGCCAAAUCAGCAAAACACGGAUCUUCUUCCAAAUCUCAACAGAAACUGCAGGAAAAGGACACAAUUUUGAAUUCCGCCAUCUCAAAACUAGCUGACACAACUUCUUUCCGUCCUUAUAGUUUGCCAGAACAGACGAAGUGUGCGUCCUCACCACCAGUCUCAGGCUUGCUGAGUGUGCACUUGUGCGGCGCUGAGGGUCUAAAGACACCGCGGAGUGACGAAUCGCGCCACAUCUACUGCGCUAUUCAAGUCGACGAGGCAAAGCGAGCACGCACAGCACUGCUUCCCUGCCGCGCCGACUUUCUCGCCAUGGACCACACCUUCCAGCUGGAGCUGGAGGAAGCUCAGCGGCUCCGCCUCGUCCUUUUCGGUUGCGAGGCGACAGCGGCACCAACGAGGCAGCGAGUGUGCUGCCAUGGGGCGGUUGCUCUUGCGCCGCUCUUCAGGCCACCAAACGCCGCCCAUGCACAUCGGCUCGCCGUGCGCCUCGAGCCACGUGGGGUCAUCUACGUCAAACUAGGACUGAUGGAAAGGCGGCAGAGUUUAACGGAAGGGAACGACGUGGAUAAGGAACGUGAGAAGGAGGUUUUCGGAGUGGACGCGACACGAGUGGUGGAACGCGAAGCCACCGGGCUCAUGGUGCCGCUCAUCAUUGAGAAGUGCAUUGCCGAGAUUGAAAGGAGAGGAUGCCAGGUGGUGGGAUUGUAUCGCUUGUGCGGUUCGGCCGCCGUCAAAAAGGAGCUGAGGGAGGCGUUCGAGAGGGACAGCCACGCUGUAGAGCUGUCGGAGAGCAACUACCCUGACAUCAACGUCAUCACAGGUGUUCUUAAGGACUAUCUAAGGGAGCUGCCUAAUCCUCUCAUCUCUAAGCCUCUGUACGAGGCGGUGCUAGACACGAUGUCCAAGCGGCCGCUGAUUAUCGGAAACGCCGUCUGUGAGAACGACGCAGCCGACUCGGAGCACGCUGCUGGUUUGCUCGAGACGCUACCCGAGGUUGAAAAGAUGACUUUGAGGAAACUUCUGGACCACUUGAAGCGUGUCGCGUCCCACCACGACGUGAACAAGAUGACGUGUCAGAACCUGGCCGUGUGUUUUGGACCGGUGCUGCUCAGUCAGAGACAGGACGCUUCGGGUCUGGCUAACCGGGUCUUCAUGGACUCGGAGGAGCUAGCCAGCGCCCUGCAUUUUAAAAAGCACAUCGAGGUUCUGCACUACCUCCUGCAGCUGUGGCCAGUCCAGAGCAAAUCCUCGUCUUCUGCCCCAGGCCCCCCUGCCCCGGUGAGGAGAAGAAAAGAGCGCCCUAAGGUGUUAAACCUGAGCAAUGCUGAGCUAGCGGGAGUUCUGCGCCCCCGUCCUGGACGCCUGGACAGUCCGAGCAAUCGUUACGCCGGGGACUGGAGCGACUGCAAGGAGACAUACCUCCAUCAGACUUCCCCGGAGGAGGAAGAGGAAGCUGACUAUGCUGACGUCCCGGGCGAAGAAGAGAAGGACGAAGGCAAGGACAAAGAACGAACAGAAGUGGAUGGUGAACUGCUAGAAAGUGGAAAAGAUGUGCACAUUGAUUGGGAAAAAGAGGAACAGAGUGGCGAGAAGGAAGACAUUGUUGGUGAAAUCAAGGAUGUGUCGUUACUACAGACGUACAAUCGGAUGCUUGUGGAGAGAGAUGAGCACCGAGACCAAGAGCACACAUAUCAGGCAUUCAUGAAGAUCCAGGAGAUCAACCCGGUCCUGAGCAACAGGGUGAACUUGCGGGAUCUUCAGGAGAGCAUCGAUGCGCUCAUCGGUAACCUGGAGCGAGAGCUGAAUAAGAACAAGCUCAACGUCGGAUACUGAAAUACCAAAAGAUUAAACUUUACGGAUAGUCCGGUACUCUCAGAAAACGCACUUUUUAUCAACUCACCAAAACUGUGGACUUUACAGACAUUCCUUAAGUUCAAAUCUCUCACGAGGUCUCAGGGGUUUCUUCUCGGGUUCCUCGUCGUUCGUGUUUUUUUUUUUUUUUUCUUUUUCACUUUCAUGGUCGCUGUGAUUGUUUUCUUCUUAUUAGAAGAACCCAUUGAACCCUAAGGGGUGAGCCAGGCGCCUUAAUUGUGUCAAGGUGAUACUUAAGGCUGUAAGGAGAAUUAUUUUGUAUUAUUUCUAUUGAGGUACAGAAGAACGGUGUGAACCCAUGCACUUACAAAGCUAGCGUUCAGAGGCGGGGAUGGGGUGGGGUUCAAGUCAUCCAUACACACUUGGAGUCGUUGGUUAUGCUAAAACCUAAAAACAGGCUUAUUUCACAUUCGCCCAGGUAAUCGAUAAAAUGUUAGCAGCUAAUCUUUUAAUAUAACUAUUUAAAAAGUAAUUAUAUAUCGGUUCUAACGUGUCCAAUAUUUUCGCUUGACUACUUUUACUCAGCUUGCUAGCUCUGAGCUUGGCGAGCUUAGCUAUGUAUCUCUCCGGAAGGAGCUACAGGACGUACAUAGCGGAGUUCCCUCAAGGUUUCUAACAUGCUAAAAUAUAAACUAGCUUAUCUUAGCUAGCUGUUUUUAAGGUUGUUGUGUAAAUAAUACCACAAGCAAGUUCUCUAGCAAGCCGGCUAAUAUCAGCGGAUUGUUAUUCCUGCUAUAUAUCCUGCGAAUAUACUGUACCUUUAAAUCUAAUAAUAACGAGAGUGUGUUAUUAAGCUAAUUUUGCUAAUAUUAUUUAAAACUAGCAUGUAGAACGUAUUAGAGAAGAAUCAAACAGGUAUUGAAGCUUAAUUUAUCAUUACCUCCGCUCUGCUGGUUAUAUCUCACAUCACGUUGGGAAAAUGAACACAGCUGGUCAUGUGUUUGCUAACGACAGGUACGUGUGAAACGCAUUUUCUCCGCAGUCCAGGGAAGCUUUUUUUUUUGCUUUUUAUUGUCAGUAUUUAUCAGGUACGAGUGUAAAUAUAUAUAUAUAUAUAUAUUAUGUUUUUUGACAGCUUGCGUUUCCGUGUGUGUGUUUGUUUGUAUUUAAACAUUUCUCAGCUGCCUUGUAGCAUUCGGGAUAAAAAAUAAUAAUAAAUGUACAGUAUAUAUCUAUAUAUGGGAAUUAUUAUUUUUUGCUUGUGCAGGACGAAUCAAAGCUGUAGGUUACAAGAAGAAAAAGCAGAAGGAGCGUAAGGUUUUUGAGCGUGUGCUAGUUCCGUGAAUGCCGCAUGGUCAAACGCUUUACACUCUUGAAUACGCAUGCGUCUUCUUCGUUCAUCUGUAUUUAUGUGUGUAAAUAGAGAUUAUUAUAAAGACACUCACAUGAUGGUUUGGUUGUGCUUUUUUUCCCUUUACUUUUCCGUUUGGCAGCUGCUCAUACAGUUGUGAAUUAAUUUCUUUGUGAACAUUUCUCGACGCUAAUAUGAAAACGAAUGCCGCGUGAUCAUGCGUAAUAGCCAUUUGCGAAAGAGUUUGAGAAUUUCAUAUCGUAGCAAUAAAAAAAAAAGGGUCAAAGUUGAUGUUAAUGAUUUGUGCGGUCGCUCUCGUGUCUCUUUAAGAAUUUUAGGAUCUCAUGUCGAGUCGAUUUGCUCAAACUCGUGCAACACGAGUGUAAACGCAGGAUCAGAUUAAACUGGUUUUCUUUUAUAUCUCCGGCUUCAUUGCUUUUUCUCAUUUCUGAAAUUGUAUUUUUCAAACAAUAGUUAAAUACUCAGUCUGCGCUCUUAAGCUCAACAGAUUUUUUUUCAAAUUCUUGAAAAUCGCACCGUACCGUUUUGUGUCAGGCGGAUUACUGUGAUCAGGGUUAUAUUUUUUGGUUGGUAGUUCUGUCCUCUAUUGUACAGAGGAUGAAUUCAGAACUGAACCUGGGUCAGGUAUUAAGGAUUCACUCACAUACACACACAUGGCCGGAUAAAGGGUUCUGGAUUUAUUGUACAGUGUGAACUGCUCGUUUUAUUGUAAAAACAUUCCCUAAGUUGUUUUGGUUUCACCUUGAAAAAGUUGUAAGAAUGCUUAUUGUGUGUGUGUGUGUGUGUGUGUGUGUGUGUGUGCGCGCAUAUGUGUUAUUUUUGUUUAAACUCAUUGGGCAGCCCUAAUACUAUAAUAAAGUCACUAAAUCAAAUAUACUUUGUACUGAUA